Messenger RNA from Dichomitus squalens LYAD-421 SS1, 1629 nucleotides. Its product is annotated as cytochrome P450. The record is from RefSeq and is a predicted model, not a curated record. The transcript has 11 exons. Gene Ontology annotation, molecular function: heme binding; iron ion binding; oxidoreductase activity, acting on paired donors, with incorporation or reduction of molecular oxygen. Bases 1 to 1515 code for a protein of 504 amino acids. NCBI's taxonomy places the organism in Eukaryota, Fungi, Basidiomycota, Agaricomycetes, Polyporales, Polyporaceae.
AUGGACAAGUCACAGGCUACGCUCUACGGUGUUUUGGCUGCCCUCGUAGCGAUAUACGUGUUCCGAUGGAGAACCAACCGGCUUCAGCAUAUCCCAACCCUCGGAGGUCCCUCCGAUCCGGUGCUGUCUUACCUGUCAGCGUUCAACUACAUCCUCAACAGCACCAAGAUUCUCAGAGAGGGAUAUGAAAGAUUCAAGGGUUCGGCGUUCAAGGUCGCAGACUUGGAAUCGUGGACGGUGAUUUUGAAUGGUCCAGAGAUGGUGGAUGAGAUCAGGAAACGGCCGGAUGAGGAGCUCUCGGCCAUGGAGAGCAACGAAGAGUUCCUUCAGAUACGCUACAUCUUUGGCAAGGAGCCGUACGAAGAUCCUUAUCAUAUUCGCCUGACCAGGGAUAAGUUGACAAGAACCCUGCCGGCCAUCGUCCCAGACCUAGUCGAUGAGCUGCGGGCAACCCUACCUGAAUACGUUCCCACUCAUGGCGAUGAAUGGACCACUAUAGACGUCACCACGACUACGCAGAAGAUUGUCGCUCGCCUGAGCAAUCGUGUCUUCGUCGGACUUCCCGUAUGUAGAAACGAAGAAUAUCUGAAGAUGGCAGUAAGUAUAGCGACGGACCUUAUCAAGGACGCAUUCAUCCUCAAGACGUCCCCCCAUUUCCUGCGACCAAUCGUGGCAUGGUUGACUAGUAGCACGAGGCGGACAGUACGUCGCGCCCUCCCAUAUCUGAGGCCCGUUAUCGCAGAGAGGAAGGAGCAGAUUGCAGAGCAUGGUCUAGGACAAGACUGGCCAGGGAAGCCGAACGAUAUGCUACAAUGGAUUAUAGAGAACGAGAUGUUGAGAGGUGCAGAAGACGAAGCCAUCAUUGCGAGGAUUCUACUGGUCAACUUUCAGGCUAUCCACACGACAUCAACGAGCAUUACACAUGCGCUCUACCAUCUUGCAGCAUCCCCGGAAUAUAUACAUCCUCUGCGCGAAGAGGUACAGUCCAUCAUUGCGGCAGAGGGAUGGACGAAAACGGCAUUGGGCAAGAUGCGGAAGCUCGACAGUUUUCUCAAAGAGUCGCAGAGGUACAACGGGAUAUCCUUGGUUGCUCCGGGACGGAAGGCGCUGAAAGACGUCCGGCUUAGCGACGGCACAGUCAUCCCCGCGGGCACGAUGGUCAACAUGAACACCCACCGUUUACAUCUAGACGACGCCUGUUACCCUAACGCGAACGAAUUCGACCCUUUCCGCUUCGCGCGCAUCCGCGAGGUCGAUGGGGAGGGCACGAAGCACCAGUUCACACACACGUCGAAUCAAUAUGUGGCGUUCGGUAUUGGACGGCACGCCUGCCCCGGACGGUUUUUUGCCGCCACUGAGCUCAAGGCGCUGCUCGCGUACAUCGUGAUCAACUAUGAUCUGAAGGUCGCUGGAGACGGGACGCGUCCACGCAAUCUAUACUUCAGCCACGCUAUCCUCCCGAGCAUGAGCGGGAAGAUCAUGCUCAGAAAGUGUCAAGUGGAGGAGGUAACGUGAUUGUAGAUUCUGGACAGGCGAGGCGUUAUACACGGAGUGGACAUCGUAUAAUAUCGCUGCAUAUACGCUUCUUGACUACUGUUUUGCUCAUCGACCAGCGGUCACGGGAUUAUC